This is a messenger RNA of Symbiodinium necroappetens, 552 nucleotides long. Lineage: Eukaryota; Dinophyceae; Suessiales; Symbiodiniaceae. The record is from the annotation of a GenBank genome assembly.
AUGCUGUGCUCAAGCCCCGAAACCGUCGCUCGGGAAAUGGCCACCCUGCUUCGACGCCAGGGACGUUGUUGGAGGAGAGGGCGUUGUGUUCCUCGUGGCUUCGGCUCGGCAUUGCAGAGGCACCGGGCGACUAUGGCCGAGCAGGCACAGGCCAACAAAGAUUCCGCAUUUAUCGACUGGACGUGGGCGGCCCUUCCCUGGCGGCACGGCGAAGAAGGCGGCGGUCUGGGCAGAGUGGCAGACAAGUUUGGCCUCAUUCUUCUCAGCACGCCCAUGUCGCGGGAACUGCUGGAUGCUACAUGGUCCAUGACUGGGAGGCACAUUGUAGCAGAUGGAGGUGCCAAGGUUCUUUUAGCCACAGCCCCGGAGCUUCUCCCAGACCUGAUCGUUGGAGACUUCGAUUCGGCGCCGGAAGCAGUUCUUCAGGCUUAUCGAGAGAAGGGGGUUGAGGUUCAAGACUUGUCACACGAUCAAGACACUACCGAUCUGGAGAAGUGCCUCCAAGCGGCAAAGGAAGCUGGCUGUGAGCGCGUUUGCGUCGUGGGACAGUUU